Linum trigynum is the source of this 2489-nucleotide messenger RNA. The record is from the annotation of a GenBank genome assembly. NCBI's taxonomy places the organism in Eukaryota, Viridiplantae, Streptophyta, Magnoliopsida, Malpighiales, Linaceae.
AUCGAAAAAUUCAUAAGGGCUAUACUAACUUUGGAUCCAGAGGAGGGCUAGGCCGGGACCUGGGUUGGCCACCCCCUGGAUCCGCCAAUGGGUGUUUCUAGGAAGAAAGAAAACCCUGCAAUUAGUGGCGGAUCCAGAAUUUUUUUGUAGGGGUGUUCUCUUCUAAAAAUUAAAUUAAAUAAUACAUAAAUAAUAAAAAUAUCCAAUUAGUACAAAUGUUGAAAAAAAGCCACGAUGUAUUUUUCAUAUUUCGAAAAAAAUAUAAGAUAGAUUUGGUGUCUACACUGUUCAACAAAUCGGUAUAUCCUACUAGAUCGUAUAUUCAAUUUCUAACAUUAUUCAUGAUGUAAUUCAAAGUUAAAAAGACUAUUUCAACACUUACGGUGUAACCAUAAAAUCAAUUCAAAUUAGUGGUACCCCUAGGGAUAAGAAAUCGCAUUUUUACCAUUACAUAGUGUUUAAAAUAGAACGACAAAUGAGUUAUUACCUAAUGGAGAAGAUGUUUAAUAAUAGGAGUGUCCUAGAUGUAAAUAACACAAAAUACCACUUAUAUUUUUUUUAAUCAUAUGCAAACUACUAUCGAGGGUUAGAUAAUUGUUUAUUAAAAUUUUAGGGGUGUCCCGGAUUACCAAUUAUAUUUUGUUUAUCCAUACAAAACUACUACUGAGAGUUGGAUAAUCGUGUUCCCAAAAUUUAGGGGUGUACCGGGACACCCCUAAAGCACCAUGUAUCCGCCACUGCCUGCAAUGCAGAAAACUGAGGAGUUUGAAUAAUUGAUUCAGUUCGAUUUGAGUAGAGGGGUUUGGUUAUAAUGAACGCUGGAUAAGUGGGAGAAAUGGGAAGGCCACCGGGGAAUCCAGCGACGGCGGGAGAAAGGAAGAAGAUGCUUAGCUUUACCAACCACCGUAACCCGCCACCGCGGCAGGAGGAGGACGAUGACCGAGGAAAUAACUUGGCGAAACCCGCGCGAAAACGAGAAAACCCGCGUACCUGAAACGCCGAAACGCAAUACGUUUCGAACCACAAAAACACGCGGUAAAUUUAAAGGAAUUGACGAUACGUCUCCCGCGAUAUAGUAAAACAUAUCGACUUUCGUGCGAAAUAUUGACUCCGAGCUUAAUAGGCCAGCGGAAAAAAAUUGAAAUGCUGCUUCGGUGCUUCCUUCCGACUCACUUUGCUCCGAUCAGGCUCCGGCGUUUGCUUCUUCUACUGAGAAACAUCUGUCGGCGACGUAAGGUCGCAGCUUUGCCAAGUCACGAAGAUAUGGUAGUGGCAUUGCUGCGUCCGCUGCAAACAGCGAGCGCCACUCGCUUCACGGCUCCAUUCCCGCCGCCGCAGCCGCACAGAGCGCCGCCGCAAUCGGCGUGGCGGACGAAAUCGAAACCGAGGACUUUCUCAAUUCGCUCCUCCGCGGAAGCCCCAACUUCACCUUCACCCGCUUCUUCCUCCUCCGGCGCGCUGCAGGCUACGGAGAUUAAGGAAAGAUGCUUGAAAUGGAGGUGGAAGGGCCAGUACACGAUCAACUACUUCGUCGCCCAGUCUCCCGCCCGGUCACCGCCGCUUCUCCUAGUUCACGGCUUCGGCGCCUCGAUUCCUCACUGGCGCAGGAAUAUCGAGACAUUGGCGAAGAAUCGGGCCGUCUACGCCAUUGAUCUUCUAGGGUUUGGCGAGUCUGAUAAGCCGGAAGGAUUUUCUUACACCAUGGAAACUUGGGCUGAGUUGAUUCUGGAUUUCUUGGAUGAAGUAGUUCAGAAGCCGACGGUCCUAAUUGGGAACUCUGUGGGAAGUCUUGCUUGUGUAAUUGCUGCUUCUGAAUCCUCUCGAGCUCUGGUAUGCGGGCUGGUUCUGCUGAACUGUGCUGGUGGAAUGAACAACAAGGCCGUUGUCGAUGAUUGGAGGAUCAGGCUGUUGCUUCCUUUGCUGUGGUUCUUCGACUUCCUGCUGAAUCAACGGCCCAUCGCUUCAGCCCUCUUCGAACGCGUAAAACAAAGGGAUACGCUUAGGAAUGUCUUGUCGUCUGUUUAUGGGAACAAGGAUUCCGUAGAUGAUGAACUGGUGGAGAUCAUUAGAGGGCCUGCCUGCGACGAAGGGGCGCUGGAUGCAUUCGUCUCGAUAGUAACAGGGCCACCAGGGCCGAACCCAGUGACCUUAAUGCCGAAGAUAGCACAGCCUGUUCUGAUAUUAUGGGGCGACGAGGAUCCUUUCACUCCUCUUGAUGGUCCUGUGGGUAAGUACUUCUCAUCGCUGCCCUCGGAAUCGUCCAAUGUAAAGCUCUGCGUGCUGGAAGGAGUCGGACACUGCCCUCAUGAUGACAGGCCUGAAUUGGUUCAUCAGAAUCUACUUCCAUGGCUGGAUCAGCUUGUUGUUACCCAAUAACAUGACUUGUUCAUAUUUCAUUUUACGCUGUAAAUUCAUACUGACGCUGUAUGUACUAUAAUGCAUUGUAUAUUCUUGUAUUCUACGACCAAUAAUACAUCGUACCAUUUUGC